Messenger RNA from Fusarium pseudograminearum CS3096, 798 nucleotides. RefSeq lists its product as uncharacterized. Bases 1 to 798 code for a protein of 265 amino acids. The record is from RefSeq and is a predicted model, not a curated record. Lineage: Eukaryota; Fungi; Ascomycota; Sordariomycetes; Hypocreales; Nectriaceae. Gene Ontology annotation, molecular function: oxidoreductase activity, acting on the CH-OH group of donors, NAD or NADP as acceptor. The transcript has 2 exons.
AUGUCUAGCUUCUCUCCUCAACUCCAAGGUGCUCAUGCCAUGGUCACCGGUGGCUCAAAGGGUAUCGGCAGAGUCAUUGUCGAGACUCUUCUCAACGAAGGUGCCAAUGUCUCUUACUGCUCACGCAACAUCCAUGGCAAGGAGUUUGCCGGUUUCAAGGGAGCGAAUGGAGAGGUAACCGCUGUAGGAACCAGCGUCGAUAUUUCCAACGGGGAUGCUAUCAAGGACUGGGUCGAAACCUCUGCGAAAAAGUUUGGCAGAGUCGAUCUUGUGGUCGCAUGUGCUUGCCCCAUGCUGUUCGAUACCACCAUCGAGACUUGGGAGAAGAGCUUCCAGGCCGACAUCCUUGGUCUCAUCAACCUCAUCAACGCGUCUGCACCUCAUCUUGAAAAGCAAAAGGGCUCCAUCGUAGUCAUCAGCUCAAUUGCCGGCUUUCAGACAAAGCACCCGGCUAUCGGAAGCCCAUACACCACAAUGAAGCGCGCUCAGGCCACGCUGGCCAAAGACUUUGGACGCUGGCUUGCACCACGCGGUGUCAGGAUCAACAGUGUUGUCCCAGGCGCCAUUGACCCCCCACCAGUUAUGCAGCCGGAUGGUACUUUGGAGCCAAGCUCGUUCCACAAGGCUAUGGAGGCUGACCCGGCUUGGAAAAAGGAGGCUCUCGACUCCAUUCCGCUUAAUGUGAUCGGGGAAGCAGAGGAUAUUGCGAACGCUGUCGUGUUUUUGGGCAGCAGGCUCAGCAAGUAUACCACCGGUACAAACUUGAUUGUGGAUGGAGGAAUGAACAGUGCUCUUUAA